Molecule: messenger RNA, 966 nt
Organism: Vicugna pacos (alpaca)
Lineage: Eukaryota; Metazoa; Chordata; Mammalia; Artiodactyla; Camelidae
Source: RefSeq, a predicted model, not a curated record
AUGAGGAGAAGGAACAAUCUAUUAAAGAUAUGGGGGAGGAAAUUCCAUGCAGUGGUAACAGCAGAUGCCAGGGCCUCUUUGGGCUUCGACUGUGAAGAAAAUGAAGACCAGAUUGAGUCGGGCAGAGCAGAAAACCAGAGGGCGCGGCUGGCGAGUGGCUGCUCAGGAACCGUGGCCCGGGGCCGGGCUGUGGUGCUCCUGACUUGGCGCGCCGCGCAGAGGACGCUGGGAGCAGCUCGAAACCGAGCGCAGGCGCAGAGGCUUCAGUCGCGCGACCCCUUUCGACUAGGGCGCUUCCGGCUGGAGCUGUUGGGCGCAGGGCCCCGGCAGGUCAGUUUGGAGUGGCCCUGGGAGUCAGACUCCGGCAUCGUCCGGGGCCCCCGUCAGCAGCAUCCUCCACCGGGAGGGCCUGGGACCCUCAGCCUGCAAUUCGCCAGCCCUGAGGAAGCUCAGCAGUGGGCAGCCCUGGUCCGAGGUGCCGCCGUGGAAGGACAGAAUGGUCGGUGCCCUGGGGCGAAGAUUCGUUCGGCUGGCCAGGGACUGCAGUUGUGCUGGGAGAGAACAGGAGUAGCCCCAACCCCUAGGCUGGAUGAGGUAAGUAGUGGGGAAAGCUGGGCCCACCUUACACACUGCUGGGGUUCUGGGAACACUUCCAGGAGGGAGAAAGUAGAGAAACGAAAUAGAGGCUGAAGAGCUGGAGUCUGGAGUACCAGACGAGCAUGGAAGUUCAGAGCAAGCAGGGCCUCUGGACGUGGGUGAGAAGACAGACUAUAUCAGAAACAAUGGGAAAGUAUUCAGGGGAAGAGCUACAGGCUCAGAUUUGAGCUACCUAUGACUGAUGGAGAUCUGCAUUCCUGUGGGUGGCACAGAUAGGCCUGGAGAGAAGAAGGAUGUUUCCAAAGAUGCUUAGGAGAUGGAAUUGGCUGUAUUUCAUGGAGGUUUAAAUGGAAGUGUUAGUGGUUGAGA